Molecule: messenger RNA, 703 nt
Organism: Phytophthora sojae
Lineage: Eukaryota; Oomycota; Peronosporomycetes; Peronosporales; Peronosporaceae
Exons: 1
Coding region: 30-632 (200 amino acids)
Biological process (GO): glutathione metabolic process
Molecular function (GO): glutathione transferase activity
Source: RefSeq, a predicted model, not a curated record
GCUUCCCUCCAAGCACGCAACUUCCAAGCAUGACUCAGCCUACCCUCAAGCUCACCUACUUCGACGGCAAGGGCCGCGCCGAGCUGCCGCGCCUCAUCUUCAACUACGGCGGCGUGGCGUUCACGGACGACCGCAUCUCGCACGCCGACUUUGGCGCUCUCAAGCCCACGCUGCCGUUCGGCCAGGUGCCGAUCCUCGAGGUGGAUGGCGUCGUGUACGCCCAGAGCAUGGCCAUCGCCCGCUACGCUGCUAAGAUUGCUGGCCUGUACCCAAGUAACGCGGUGGAGGCCCUGAAGGCCGACAUGUUCUCGUGCUCGAUGGGUGACCUGGAGGGACCGUUCGUCGACAUUGCCUUCAAGACUCCCGAUGAGGCCGAGAAGGCCCAGAAGAAGAAGGUCUUCAUCGAGGAGACGGUGCCCAAGUUCUUCGCCACGCUCGAGAAGCUGGUGGCCGACAAGUUCAUCCUCGGCGGCAAGAUCUCGUACGCGGACCUGCAGUUCUUCGACUUCGUGAACAACAAGAUCUCGUGGAUCUUCCCGGACUUUAAGACGGACGCGUUCCCCAAGCUCACUGCCGUCGUGAACAACGUCAAGGCGGAGCCCAAGAUCGCCGCCUACCUGUCGAAGCAGUAGAUUGGUUGCCUCUGUAGUUUAUAAUCAGAGCCACAAAGCUAAAAAAACGAACAAGUUUCUAGUCUUCCAAC